UGCCGUCUACAGUGGAGGAGAAAUUAAAACUAAAGCUUGUCGCGGAGAGUCUGUGAUUAUUACUGAAAAAUUGAUUUGCUUCUGUUGAUUCUGCUUUACACAGCAGUUAGACGAUCAUAGGAUGUAGCUGUAUUUAGCCGUAAUUUACGCCUUGAAGCCUUUCCAGUCUAGCGGAUAAUGCUUAAAACGAAGCUGCCCAUGAGAACGGCGGAGGAGGGAGAUGAUACGACCGAGGAACAGCCGGAUCUCCAUAUUCCCAGAUCGGGCUCUCCCACGAUCUCGGACAGGCUCGAAGGUUCCUCCAGACACCCAGGAUAUCCAUCUCAAUUGGAUAAAGAGACCGUUUUCGAGUGGUUUGGUUUGCAUCUAAAUCCUGCCAAGCGGAUCGAGUUAAUGUGCGGACUGCUGCAUAUGUGCCAGCCGCUCGAGCUCCGGUUUUUGGGCUCCUGUCUGGAAGACCUGGCACGGAAAGAUUACCAAAUUCUACGGGAUUUCGAGAUCAGGGCGAACAGUCCGAAAGAUUUGGGCAUUUUAUCUGACGUUAUCGACCCUGUCGUGCGCUCCAAACUGCUGGUCUGCUUGUCUCUUCUGGGAUCUGACAGCAGGGAGUGUGCGGGAAUACUAUUUCGGAUAUUGAGCCAUAUGGAUCCCGCCUUGUUCUACAAAAACUAUCACGGCUACUCUGUUUCUCGCUUCACGGACCCGUUCCAUCCUUCGUGUGCGGACGGGAAAGCGUUCGGGAGAACAGAACAGAUUUGCGGGCGUCCAACGGAGGCAGAGGUCGGACCCUUGGAGCAGUUGGCGCUGCUUUUUACUAUGGCCUCGUUGCACCCAGCGUUCCCUUUUCAUCAAAGAGAAACCCUUCUAGUGCAGCUGGACAAAAUCCAAGUUGCCAUAGAGGAGAGACAGCAGAAUCAGUACAGAAUAAACGCCCAGGCCCAGAAAGCAGAGUACCUGGGCCCAGCCGCCGUCGCCACCGAAGCCAGUCUUGAUGAGAGGACUCAGGGGCACUGUGCCAGCCAGACACCCCCCAGCUGCAGGACCCAGCAGGGAAGCAGAACCCAGAGGGAAGCUGUGCAUAUAGAGAAGAUUGUGCUGAAGCGGAUCUCACAGAGCAGGACAGACAGGGAAUACAAUUUUGAGGUGAAGUGGUCUGACUCCUCAUCCAGCAAUGUCACGAAAACACAGCUUGAACUGGAGAGCUUCUUGUUGAAGCUUCCCAAGGAGCAGUCCACUGAGUCGUUUGAGAAGGGCAUCCUCCGGCUACUCAACCAGGGAGACGAGUACGAGAACAGGGGGGUGGAGAGGAACCUCAAGGAGAAGUUUCUGUCGGCUCCACAAGCUUUCCGACAGACAAGGAAGGUCUGUGGCUUCUUCCUGUGUGAGUCCUCCUCCUCCUCCUCCUCCUGCAGCUGCAGCAGAUGUAACCCUGCAGCCAUGGGGAAGCCCUACAAGGAGGAUGGUUCUGAGGGAUCCAGCCAAGAGGAAGGUGUGUAUUUGGAGCCGUACUUUCAGGGGCACCGGAAGAAACAUGGCAGCAAUAGCCCCAGCCUUAGCAUUCCCGAUGCCAAAAGUUCCCAGGGGGAGAGCAUUCGGAGGGGGGCACACAGCUCGAAGCACAACAGCCUGCCUAACUGGUGGAGGAAGCGCUGCACCCUUCAACCCGACCAGGAGUCCUCUGGGGGGCCGGGCCUAGAGCAGGAGUCCUCUGGGGGGCCGGGCCCAGAGCAGGAGUCCUCUGGGGGGCCGGGCCCAGAGCAGGAGUCCUCUGGGGGGCCAGGCCCAGAGCAGCAUCAGGACAGGAGGAGCAGCCACCCUGCCACCAAAAGGCAGCCACAGGGACCGGACAGAGAAAAGGGGAAGUACUUGGCGAACGGGAGCGCGGUGACAUCAGCUUCUCAGCGAGCGCGACAGUCCACAGGGAAAGACGGAGGCUCCAGUCAGGAGGUAUACGGCGAAACCUCGUCUGAGAGCUACAGCUCCGCCUCCAGCCCACAGCACCACGAACCAGAGAGCCUGGACAGCGAGGACGAGACGGACAAAGAUACGGACAGUAGCCAGGGCCAAGCGGACGCCUUCUUCCCCUGGCAGGAGGUUGCAGGUGGGGCCAUGCCCACCAUCCACGCCCUAGUCUCUGCCAAGCCUGUCGGGGAGCCCCCCUGCCCCGAGACCAGCCUGGACUGUUCCCCCAUCAACUUCAUGCACCCCCUGCCCUACAUGCUGCCCAAUGGGGCACUACAUGUCGAUGCCCCUCUCCCAGUCCUGCCCCCCCCUCAGGUUGCAGCUGCCCUGGUAGACAACAAGGUGGUCGGAGGGCUGAUCAUGCAGGUGCCCCUGGUCCGCCGAGAGCCCAAGCCCACUCCCCUGCCAGUUCCCGUGCCAGGGGAUCCAGAGAAGAGGGAUACCCCUGCUGCAGUGCCCAUGGUACUCCCAGGGUUUGGCUCCCCAGCCCUGGGCUUACACUCCCCUGGCCUUCCUGCCCUGCAGCCCCUGGUCCAGCACUUCAAGACGGCCCCUCCACAGACCACUGCCAGCUCUGAGGUGUCACCGCCCUUCCUGCUAUCAGUGUCAUCACCCCCGGGCCGCCCUAUGCCUCACCCCUGCAGCCUGCCUACCCCAACCCAGACCCUGCCGCCUCUAACCCCCUCCGUACCCCUGGGGAACCAUAGCAUCCCUCACACCAAGCACCCAGACAUGGCUCUUUUCUCGGGCCUGCCCUCCCUGUACACCAUGGCCCCAAUCCCCACUUCCGUCAUGGCCACGCUAGGGGCAGGGGUAGGGCCUUCCGCUGGUCAGGUUCAGGCGGUGGUGCCCCCGUCAGUGCCCACCCAUACCCCCGGCCCAGCGCCCAACCCUGCCAUCACCUACAGCACAGUCCAGAGCGACUCCACCUCCUACAUCAACAGCACCAGCUGCACCAGUAACCCCAUCGCCCAGCAACAGGCGCAACAACAACAACAACAACAACAACAACAACAACAACAAACGACUCCCCAGCUACAGGCCAUGUGCUGCGGGGCGUGCGGUUGCCGAGGUGGUUGCCAUACAGCUCCGUCGUUUUUCUUCCCCCACCAGAUGGCGCCACGGCAGGUGUUUGGCGUGCCGCCCAUCUUCCAGCUUACGUCCCUGUGCACCAGCAACUACCUCAGCCAGCCACCCCCACAGAGCAACGGCCGGGCCCAGCUGCCAUUCUUUCCCCCCGCCCCGGCCCCCUACGCUGGCCAGACCCUGCUGCACCCCCACCCCCACUCUGACCACGUACUGGGCAACCAGCUAGGCUACAGCCUCCAGCAGAUGGUGUCGCCCUUCAACCGCUUCUACCCGCACAUGUACCCCUCCAGCGUGGGUAUGGUGCACGGGGCGGGAGCCGUUGGCGUCAACAAGAAGAACGGCAGCGUCUCCUGCUACAACUGUGGGGUCACUGGGCACUACGCACAGGACUGCAAACAGCCCUCCAUUGAUUCGACACAGCAAGGUGGCUUUUGGCUGAAGUACGCCGCCGCCCACUCUUCCGAAGCACUAGACAACGCCAACUGAACACAUCUUCUCGUUCCACCAUCUUGUUCCCCUCCGUUUCAAGAGGGCUUCACUCAAAUGUUUCUCAGUCAUUGUCAUUUUUGGUUUGACCUUUUUAAAGAGCGUGUGCGAGGAGGGUCCUGAGUACUUGUGCCGGAGACGUUUUCUACGUCCCCGUCACAGCUGAGAGCGAAGCUGUCUCAUUUCCAUAGAGACCCCCCCCCCACCACCGAUCCCUAAGUGGCUUUUGGUAUUUUGCACUGAAAACUGGCACAAGAAAGCAAGCAGCUCAUGUUCACUAACUUAUUAUUUAUAUUAUUAGAAAAAUAGAAAAUGACACCACAUCUCUUAGAGUGUGGGAGCUUGGGAAUAUGACACCACGUCUCUAGGGGAAAUUAUUUUGUUCUCUGAAUACAUGGGGAUCCUGCGUGAUCUCGAUUAAAGAUUUUCCUAUA
Coregonus clupeaformis (lake whitefish) is the source of this 3971-nucleotide messenger RNA. Its product is annotated as zinc finger CCHC domain-containing protein 2. Gene Ontology annotation, molecular function: zinc ion binding; nucleic acid binding. NCBI's taxonomy places the organism in Eukaryota, Metazoa, Chordata, Actinopteri, Salmoniformes, Salmonidae. The record is from RefSeq and is a predicted model, not a curated record.